This is a messenger RNA of Bombyx mori (domestic silkworm), 2320 nucleotides long. RefSeq lists its product as uncharacterized. The transcript is spliced from 4 exons. NCBI's taxonomy places the organism in Eukaryota, Metazoa, Arthropoda, Insecta, Lepidoptera, Bombycidae. The record is from RefSeq and is a predicted model, not a curated record. The coding region runs from base 1707 to 2144 and encodes 145 amino acids.
AAAAUUAGUGCAUCGUAAUAUAUAUAUCGAAUUGUAUAUAUCCCUAUAAACGUGUUAUUUCAUAGACGAGUUAAAACGCUGACGGCCAGUAUGGUGCUAAGUGUCUAUCAGAGCCAAGAGCAAAUGUCUAUCAUAUACUUCAUGACGUAAAUGCUUGAAACCUUUAUUGGGAUAUGAGACCGAAGUCUGAAUUGCAUUGUGUAACCGUUGGCUCACCUUUUCAACGGAACCAUAUGGGCUUAAAUAAAAAAUUAAAGGCAAUGAUUACCUAAUAUAAAAUAAAAUGGUAAUUAGUUAAAUUGUAAUAUUGUAAAAAUGGAAAAGAUUAUUUUUUUGCAUUUGUUUUGAGUCCGUUCUCAGGCCAGUGGCUCAUUUUAAAACCGGUGAUGCAGCUACCAAUUAACAUUACAUGACAUUCACCAACAUCAUAUUCAAUAACUCGUUUUUACGAUAAGAAAAUCGGACAGACUUUUACUUCCACGAAUGAGUGAGACAACACUUAAGUAUGUCUCAAAUAGAACCAUACAUAACAUAUUAAGUAGGCUAUGUAUUGAACAUAAUAGGAGAAUCCAUAUAAAUUACAGAGGUUAUGAACAAUUAGUUUCAAAUGAUAUCGUUGCUACAAAAUAUGUAGGUACGUGUUUUUAUUUGUUAUGCGUGACAUUUUAUAGAAUAUUUAUUUAUUACUGUAUAUUAGUACAGUCUAGAUUAAUUUAUUUUUAGGUGAAGAGGAAAUUGUCGAAUAAAAUCUCUUCUCGCUCAACAAUCUGUGUCUUGGAUGAGCUAGAACUCAUACGAGACAAAAGGAGGUCAAGGUGAAGGGCUUUUUACAAACUCAGGACUCAAGGGCUCACAAGAAAACUUAACAACUAUCCGAGUGCCCUAAGAGAGACCUAGCAGCUCAAGGACAGCUGCUUCGCGAGUGCAUCUAAAACAAGAUGGUAUUCGCGAUCUACUGAGAAGAUCCGAUGAGACUAUUAUUAUGGGCUAAGUUUCACGUUAAGCUCUUUUUCGAGUUCGAAUACGCUGAGCUGUGGUGAUGUUUACUGCUGCUAAUAGUACUGAGAUUGGAUCGAGUGGGUCCAUAAGGACGUGUCGCGUUUCCAGCGAAGCGCAUGUCUUCCCGCCAUCGUGUCAUGACUGGACGAAUUUUCCGAAUGGGAAAUCCUCGAUGCCACGAUCGUCACUCGUCGGGCUAUCCGAAGCCCACAUCACAAUUUAUAUACUAGAUUUUUUACGGUUUUGUUAUUUCCACAAUAACAAUGUCGAAUAAUACCUUUGUAAGCCUGUGACCACAAAAUCCAUAUUAUUUGAAAAAUAUGAAAAUAAUAAGCACGAGAUUUAAUUAUUAUGUAAAACUAUUUUUAGCUAUGAUUUUCUCCACAAUCAAUACGGGAUUCUGUAGCCUUUUUUAUAUUAAUAAAUGUUUACGUUUUUAUUCUUGCACGUGUAUAAUAUGUGUACAUAUUAUCUUCGAAUAUUUUUCCAUUGUACAAAUAUGAAACGGUUGAACACACCUGAAACCAAACAAUACAGAUUAUGUUCUAUGGCUUCGCUUAUGCCCUCGGGGUCUGAUCUACUUAGUAGUCCAGUAACAGUCACCUCACUAACCAAUUUAAUGGAUGCUUUGUAAGCAAAUCAAGAAACAAAAAGAAGACAACAGUUCUGAUUUCGCAAAAAAAACCGCUUUCCGUUAGACGUUCAUAAUGACAGAGGAACCAGAAUGUCAGUUGCGUAGAAGGCGUUCGUCUGCUACUUCAAACAUUCAAUUAAAUUUGGACGUGGGCUAUCAAGUCAGUGAAGGUCAGCCCGCUGAAGAUACGCCAUCUCCGAGCACUGCUAAAGUAUUAGCAAAGAGAUCCUCAUCAGCGGCUUUUAUGGAGUUUAAGAAUAAGCAGCAGUCUUUUGAUAUCCAGAUCGAAGAAUGUGAGGAGGAAGAAAUUCUAGUGGAUUCAGAAGACGAAGAAGAAAACACCGUUUCUGGAAUAAACCGGUCUCUCACACCAGUUCCCAUACAAGACUUCGCCGCUAACGUCGUUUAUACAGAAGGCCCUCAAGCUACUGAUUUCUUGAGAGUGAAGACAACUGAAGGCGAUUGCUACACUGAUGUAUCAGAUGCAGACACCGAAGAAGAAGAAGAAUGAGAUCAAAUCUGUUUAUAUUCACUAAAAUUUAUUUAUUAUUUCAUAUCAUAUUAUACAAUUACGUACUUAUUAUUUAUUGCAAUGUAAUUGUAAUCGUAGAAAAUUUAGUAAAACUCACCAACAUUUAAUAUCAAGAUACAAGUUUUAAACUUAUUUAAAUAAAGAUAAAAAUUAUA